Molecule: messenger RNA, 468 nt
Organism: Eimeria necatrix
Lineage: Eukaryota; Apicomplexa; Conoidasida; Eucoccidiorida; Eimeriidae
Exons: 2
Coding region: 1-468 (155 amino acids)
Source: RefSeq, a predicted model, not a curated record
AUGAGUGAUGUACCAAGAGAUUUGCAACAAAUAGUCCGCAAGCCGAAGGGAAACGACUGCACUACAGAUAAGAUAGAAGAAAAGGCAUUUCCAGAACCAUACAGGGAACUGCUUUUUUGCAGAUGUGCACCCCAUCCUAGCGGUGCGCAAGGGUACUGGAAUGGUCAGCAUCUAGAAACGUCAGGUAGUGGAAGUCCCUCUUUUGUCGUUGAGGCACUCUCUGACGAAAAGAGCCUCUGCGCUUGCAACCCCUUUAAUGAGCUUCAUCUAUCAACGGACCACGGAGACGAUAGCGAUGAUACGGAUGAAACAGAAUUUGGGGUGUCUUCGCAGCCACACAUGCCGGAUCCUUCGGGAGGAAUGCCCGAUCGCGAAAGACUUGCUGAGGAGCAGGAACCCUUGCAACUCCCUGAGGCGGACUCGGGCGCUUUCUUAGAUCGGCCCUCUUUGCAGAAGCCUAUGCUGUGA